AAGCAUGUUGUGGAGACAUUUUUUGGAUUUGAUGAGGAGUCCGUGGACUCGGAGACAUUGUCAGAAACAUCCUGCAACACAGACAGGACGGACAGGGCCCCAGCCACGCCGGAGGAAGACUUGGACGAUACAACCACCAGGGAGGAGGCCGACCUGAGGUUCUGCCAGCUGACCAGGGAGUACCAGGCCCUGCAGCGGGCCUAUGCCCUGCUUCAGGAGCAGGUCGGGGGGACGCUGGAUGCCGAGAGAGAGGCCCGGACUCGGGAACAGCUCCAAGCUGACCUGCUGAGGUGUCAGGCCAAAAUCGAAGACUUGGAGAAGUUACUGGUUGAGAAGGGACAGGAUUCCAAGUGGGUUGAAGAGAAGCAGCUGCUCAUCAGAACAAACCAAGACUUGCUGGAAAAGAUUUACAGACUGGAAAUGGAAGAGAGCCAGCUGAAGAACGAAAUGCAAGAUGCGAAGGACCAGAACGAGCUGCUAGAGUUCCGAGUGCUGGAGCUCGAAGAGAGAGAGCGGAGGUCGCCAGCCUUUAACCUCCAAAUCACCACCUUCCCCGAGAACAACAGCAGCGCUCUCCAGCUGUUCUGUCACCAGGAAGGAGUUAAGGAUGUGAAUGUUUCUGAACUUAUGAAGAAGCUAGAUAUCCUUGGCGAUAAUGGGAAUUUGAGAAACGAAGAACAGGUUGCAAUAAUCCAAGCUGGAACUGUGCUUGCCCUGUGUGAAAAGUGGCUGAAGCAAAUAGAGGGAACUGAGGCAGCCCUGACCCAGAAGAUGCUGGACCUGGAGAGGGAAAAGGACCUGUUCAGCAGGCAGAAGGGCUACCUGGAGGAGGAGCUAGACUACAGGAAGGAAGCCCUCGACCAGGCGUACCUGAAAAUCCAGGAGCUGGAGGCCACGCUGUACAGCGCGCUGCAGCAAGAGCCCGGGCGGAGGGCCAGCGAGGCGCUGAGCGAGGGCCAGCGGGAGGACCUGCGGGCUGCCGUGGAGAAGCUGCGCCGGCAGAUCCUGAGACAGAGCCGGGAGUCCGACAGCCAGGUCCUGCGGGAGCGCAUGGAGCUGCUGCAGCAGGCCCAGCAGACGCGGGCGGAGCGUGGCGAGCGCGAGCGGGACGAGGCUGCGCGCCGGCUUCGGGACCAGCGCGCCACGGAGCGCCGGCUCCGCGGGCAGCUGGAGGAUCUGCGCUGCUGCGUCUAUGAGCUCAAGCUGUCGGAGAUCGGCCUGCAGGGCCAGGUGGAGGACCUCGCCCAGCAAAACCAGAGCCUGCGCGAGGCGCUGGGGGCCCAGGCCCUGGGGGAGAGAGCGCGCAGUGCCGCCGCUGCUGGUCCCUGCAGCCCGGAUGCUCUGAGCCGUAUUCAGGAUGAACCACUGUCCCCGGCCAGGGAGGACGCACGGGAUGCCUGCAGAAGACAAGGCCCGCAAGCCCCCUUCUGCUCCGCCCAUGCUGCUGUGCCGGGGGGCUCUGCAGGCCAGCCCUCUGAGGGCCGCUGCUCCUGGGGAUGCGUCGGGACUGGACAAGGACCCUCUGUUUUGGUGCCAGGUCUGGAGACCACGGAUGAGUCCCUGGAAGACAUCACAGGAUCUGACUGUGGACCGCCGACUCCUGCUGAGCCUAGCUUGGAUGAACAGGCUCUCCUUCUCCUCUGUGGCUGCCCCCCGGGGCAGUACAGGGAUGGCUCACCCCUCCCCGUGGAGCUGGCCUGGAUUUUGGGGCGGAGGCUAGCAGCUGCCCAGGCCCAGGGGUCCUUUCUCCUGGUGCAGACGUCCACACUCCCUCCCUGGGGGCCAGCCAGAGACCCCUCUUCCCUGCUGCCACUGCUCCAGGAGGCUUCUCCACAAGAAUCCCAAAUGCAACAGGUGCUGGAUGCCCGAGCCAUAGGACAGCCACGUCGGGAUCAUCACUGGGCAAGGAGCCCCAAAGCCCCCCUCUGCCAGGAGUCCCCAGAGAUUUCAAGUCGGCAAUUUCCCAGGAGAGGGCCCAGAGAUCUGAAAGACCCUUGGAAAGACGGAGGAGGACCAGAGUGGAGAAUGGAAGAGCAGGGGGCGAGGCAGGCCUGGGGCAGGAAGGAGGAAGACGUCCACCGAGACGGGAGCAAGCUAAGUCAGGAAAGCCGAGUGAACCUGAACUUGCGGGGUGGCGUGCGCAUCGAGAACGGGGCUUUAGAAACCGAGGUCUCUGCCUCCUGCCCUUGGCCCAGGCCAAAUCUCCCACUGCCUCUUCUACAGGAGGUCUCAGUGUCAACGGAGGGGCCCAAACCCCUGAGUAGGAGGGGGAGUGUGGGAGGGCUUUCAUCAUCAGAGGAGGAAGAGCACCCCACAGCCAGGGCCCGGGGUGCCCAGAGGCUGUCUCCAGCCGGCGCUCAGCUCCUUGCAGGGCAGGGCAAGGAGGAAACUCUUGUGUGGGCUGGAAAGGCUCUGCAUCUGCAAGAGGAAAGCCCUGGGGACGAAGGGCAAGAAGAGAAGGAGGAGGAGGCAUCGCCUCUAGAAGGGUCCAGUCUGGGCCAUGGGGAUGUCCCGGAGGAGCCUGGCCCCGUGGAACGUGCUGGCCAGGAUAUGUUCUUCUUAGUGGCAGAGGGAGGUCUGACACCGGCUCCCGGAUUGGCCUUUUCACCCAAGGGGACUGAAUCCACCAGUAACCCAUGGGCUCUGAGCAAAGAACCUGGCAGUUCUGAGCUCAGACCAGACGAAUUUGAAAAGGAGAUGGAAGCUUGUUUCCAGCAACUCUCCAUCCUGGAGCUUGAGGGUGGGGGGCGGUGGCCGCAAGCUUCCACGCUAGCGGGAGAGAGCAGGAACUUGCCUUGGAAAUGGCCCCGCUGCCAGGGGAAGGCUUACUCCCGGCAGGGUUUGGGAAACCAGGGCUUGGAUAUUUGUUUGGCCAGGGAAGUCAAACCCAGGGAGGUUAGUGAAGAGAUUAGACCAGGAGAGACGGAGGCCUUGGGAGCCAGCGCGGUUCUUCCGGGGACGGUGCCUGAUUUGGAUGACGUGAGUCCGUGUCCAGAGGGGCCUGCUGAGCUGGGUCGGAAAUGGCCACCGAGAGCCCUUGAAAGGCAGAAGAGAAGGUUCCAGCAGCUCAUUUCUGGACUGAAAAAAGAGAGAGGCCAGGUUUUACAUGACAACGCCAAGCUUCGGGGCGACCGAGAGAGAUGCCGUAGAAAACUGCGCAUCCUCGAAAAAGAGAGGGACAGAAAUGGGACAAAGAUCGCCAUGCUUGAACAGGAAAACAGCACACUGUUAGGGGACAUCUCUCACUUAAAGGGGGAGCUGGACCAAUGCUGGCAGGUCAUUUCCGACCUUGAAGACUGCAAUGGGAAAAGUUACGGCAAAAUUUCUGAGCUCGAACAGGAGAAUGAGAAGCUGAAAAGUCACAUGGCCCAGCUUCACAAAGCCACAUGGGAGAGCCUCAGAAAAUCCAAAGGUGUGAUGGAGCGCGUCACCCUGGGAAACCAGGAGCUCAAGGCACUGAUCUCGGAGCUCAGGGUCGGUUACAAGGAGCUGAUGAAGGGUGUAGUGCUGGGAAUAGAAGACACGGUCCGGGCCUUCAGCGGGGAGAAUGCCCACCUUCUGCACAGGAUCCGCGUCCUGGAGACGGAAGUUGCGGUGGGGGCGAGCACCGCGGUGGGCCAUGUGCUGCGGGACCCAGAGGCGGACCCCCCCAUGGAGGACCUGAGGCUGCGCAUGGGGCAGCUCCAGCACCGGGUGCUGACCCUGCAGUGCCAACUCAGAGACCAGGCGUCUGCCCACUUCCAGCUGCAGGUGGCACUCGGGGAAGCCGCCCACCUCCGGGACCAGCUCCAGGGUGAGACCAACGUGGGAUCGGGGGCUUUUAUGAACAUGUGGAAGCAGAGACCAUUUCAUUCUGCUCUUGCCUCCAGCUUCCCCUGCCCUCGGGGCGGACGCCUGCUCCUGGAGUGUGCCUGGCUGCAGCUGCCUCAGAACCAGCACUCCCCGCACAGCGCCUGCAAGAGGAAGGUGGACCGUCCUGUCCCGUCCCCCGAGCUGAUGGCCUCCCGCCACCCUCUGAGCUCCUGA
Molecule: messenger RNA, 4026 nt
Organism: Leptonychotes weddellii (Weddell seal)
Lineage: Eukaryota; Metazoa; Chordata; Mammalia; Carnivora; Phocidae
Source: RefSeq, a predicted model, not a curated record